This is a messenger RNA of Closterium sp. Yama58-4, 269 nucleotides long. Lineage: Eukaryota; Viridiplantae; Streptophyta; Zygnematophyceae; Desmidiales; Closteriaceae. The record is from the annotation of a GenBank genome assembly.
GGUGCUGAGUUCGAACCCCUUUCUCACAGGAUCCCUGCCUCGCGCCCUCUCCCGCCUCACCAAACUCCAACAGCUCGUACUCAGCUACACUGCCAUCUCGGGCCGGCUGCCUCGCUUCCUUGCAGCCCUUACUCGCCUCACUGUGCUUGGGUAUCCUAUUGGCGGGGUGGGCUGCCUAAUGGAGGGGCGCUGUGAAAUAAAACAGGACCGUUCAUCCAUGUUUUGCAAGAUCUGUUCGACUUUCUGCUCCACUUGUAUCCCAAUCAACG